Lactuca virosa is the source of this 777-nucleotide messenger RNA. Lineage: Eukaryota; Viridiplantae; Streptophyta; Magnoliopsida; Asterales; Asteraceae. The record is from the annotation of a GenBank genome assembly.
AUGUGUGGGAGGACAGGAUUCAAUCAUCCUGAUUGGUUUCUAUUUCAAUUGGCCAAACAACAUCCAAAAGAUGAAUCACAGGAUGUUUUGGGGAAAUUGGAUCAGAUCAUCGAGCAUGACGGGUAUUUAUUCGAUGUGAACAUUGAGGAAUAUCAUUCUAUAGAGGGAUUUGAGUACUUGGAUAUUCCAAAUGAAGAGUUCUUAGCUCCCAUAGCCAGAGUCCACUAUGAAAAGAGAAAACUAGAUGAUAUGAUUGAUCCGGAUCUAUUGAAACAAAUGGACCCUCAGUCGUUUCACCUUUUCUCGGGAAUAGCAUAUUGCUGCAUAAAGGAGCAACGAUCAACACGACCAGAUAUUCAUCAAGUCGUCAUACGACUUGAGAAAGCCUUGGAUCUUCAACGGGAACAUGAUGAAACUCUGAAUUUAAAGGAAUACACAGAAGAUGAAGAUGCGUCGACCAAUCACUUGAAGGUAAUUAGUUCUUUCAGUCUGAGGUUCGCCAAUGAUGCAAUUUACACCGAGGAAAGUAGCAAUGGGAUUGCAGCUGUUGCACGACGACACUUCAAUGAAGGAACAAUAAGGGACAUGGUAGAUGCUAGGUUAAUUGAAGAAACUCAUCUAAACAUGUUCUCUCCAAAUAAAGGACCCGAUCAAGAUUCCUUGUAUGCAUUUUCAACAGUCGCAUAUCAAUGUGUGGCUGAAUCUCAAGCUGAGCGUCCAACAGCAGGUGUGAUUGUCAAGAAACUUAAGGAAGCGUUAUCUUUUCAAGUAAGUUAA